AUGUCCGCCGAGAACCCCACCAUCCUGCCCGCCGCCACCAACGGCGCUGCCGCCGCCCCGGCCCGCGCCAACGGCGCCACCAAGACCGACGCCAACCUCGGCACCUUCGGUGUCAAGUCCGGUCUCGCACAGAUGCUCAAGGGCGGUGUCAUCAUGGACGUCGUCAACGCUGAGCAGGCCCGCAUCGCCGAGGACGCCGGUGCCUGCGCCGUCAUGGCGCUCGAGAAGAUCCCUGCCGACAUCCGCGUCGAGGGCGGUGUCGCCCGCAUGUCCGACCCUGCCAUGAUCAAGGAGAUUCAGGAGACCACGACCGUCCCCUGCAUGGCCAAGGUCAGGAUCGGUCACUUUGUCGAGGCCCAGGUUCUCCAGUCGAUCGGCGUGGACUACAUCGAUGAGUCCGAGGUGCUUACGCCCGCCGACGACCAGCACCACAUCAACAAGCACAACUUCAAGGUGCCCUUCGUCUGCGGCGCCAAGAACCUCGGCGAGGCGCUGCGAAGGAUUUCGGAGGGCGCGGCGAUGAUCCGCACCAAGGGCGAGGCCGGCACCGGCAACGUUGUCGAGGCCGUCCGCCACCAGCGCACCAUCCAGGGCGAGAUCAAGAGGGUCGCCAGCAUGAGCGACGAGGAGCUCUACGCCUACGCCAAGGACAUCCAGGCUCCCUUCCACCUGCUCAAGGAGACCGCCAGGAUGAAGCGCCUCCCUGUCGUCAACUUCGCCGCCGGUGGUAUCGCCACUCCUGCCGAUGCCGCGCUCAUGAUGCAGCUCGGCAGCGACGGCGUCUUCGUUGGAUCGGGUAUUUUCAAGGGCAACAACCCUGCUGAGCGUGCGCGCGCCAUUGUCGAGGCCGUCACCCACUACAACGACCCCGCCAAGAUUGCCGCCGUCUCGGAGAACCUCGGAGAGGCCAUGGUCGGCCUCAACAUCACCAAGGACAUGAAGGGCGGCCGCCUUGCUGAGCGCGGCUGGUAA
Molecule: messenger RNA, 972 nt
Organism: Pseudozyma flocculosa PF-1
Lineage: Eukaryota; Fungi; Basidiomycota; Ustilaginomycetes; Ustilaginales; Ustilaginaceae
Exons: 4
Coding region: 1-972 (323 amino acids)
Biological process (GO): amino acid metabolic process; pyridoxine biosynthetic process; pyridoxal 5'-phosphate biosynthetic process
Molecular function (GO): amine-lyase activity
Source: RefSeq, a predicted model, not a curated record